AUGUCGUCAGUCGACUAUUACCAAGUGCUUGGUGUGACGUAUUCUGCUACCGAGGAUGAGUUGCGUAAGUCAUACAAGAAGUUAUGUCUCAAGUAUCAUCCGGAUAAAAGUAGAGGUGAUGAUAAUGCCCAUCAAAAGUUUCUUAAGGUGAAAGAGGCAUAUGAAAUCCUUUCUGAGCCAAAUAAGAGGGCCGAAUAUGAUAGGUCAUUCCCCAUUAAAGUGAAUAUUUUCACUCAUAAACCACAUCAAGCAGAUCACCCUGGUGGUGGCUACAGUUAUACCAGUACAAAAACAACAACAUCAACAAGCACUAGUGGUGGUGGUACUGGGAAAUCCAGAGCAUCAGAUGGCUAUUUCCUGUUUUAUCAGAAUUAUUUCCAGCAGCAGAAUGAAGCAACCCGUAGAGCACGAGAUUUCCGUAGACAAUGGGAGUUUGAUAGCAAACGACGUGAAGAAGAGAAGAGACAAACAGAGGAAUUGUUACGGAGACAGAGAGAAGAAGAGAUACGAAGGUACCAAGAAGAAGUAAAGCGUACGCAGCGACGUCAGGAAGAAUUAAAGCGAGAACAAGAACGUCAGGAAGAACUUCGAAGGGAACUGGAAGAGAUCAGAGCACAAGAAGAGCGCAUUAAACAAAAGUUAAAAGAACAAGUCAAUCAAGAGUUUCUGCUGCAUUUGCCAAAUGACAUACCACAACCUCUGCUGAAUGGUGGAUUUGGACUUGGUUCUGCAUCUGAUCCUGAUGACACAGAUAUUUCCUUUGAAGGUGAUGGUGAAGACAAUCCCAUAGUUGUUGAUGAUGACGAUGAUGAUGACGAUGAUGAUGACGAUGAUGAUGACGAUGAUGAUGACGAUGAUGAUGACGAUGAUGAUGUUGAUGAUGAUGUUGUUGAAGAUGACGAUUGUAUUGAGGAUUUUGAAAGACGACGUUCUCCUUCGUUAUCUGAGGAUAGCGAUAUUGAGGAAGAGAAUCCUGGCAAUGGUGACGAUAUAGGACAAGCAAGCUUUGCAAGUGAAUCAGCUAUCCCCAAAACUACAUUAUGUGAUGACAUAGAACAAGAUUCUGAUGUACUUGAAGUGAAGCCAGAACCGUCUGAAACCAUUAAGUCCACCACCUCACCAUCAUCAUCAUCAUCCAAGAGGCAAAAGAGAGAUGGUAAGCCAUUCAUAUUUCAUCCCUUAUCCUCGGAAAAUGCUGUUCCUACUGUUAAAAGGCAAAAAAUAGAUACGUUUUCAACUACCAAAUUGAAGGAGAACCUUACGAUGGGAAUAGAUGAAGUUGAUUUCAGUGAUUUACAAGACUCACUCCCAAGAACCACCCUUAAUAGACAACGGAAGACACUGAAUACCAACUAUUCCCCUAAAAAUAAGAAACCCAAACUUGCUGAGUUUUCUGAUGGGACUUCAAAGGCAGAAACGCUUCAAAGUCCAGUUAAUAAGAGGUCCUUUGUAACCAAUCACAGCAAGGCAACAGCAACAACUAAUAGUCAUGUUCAGCCGGUUACUGCACUUGAUCUACAUGCAUCCCCAACCAUACUUGAUAUCCUACCUCCCAAAGCACCCCAUUCUUUAUUAGAUGACCUACCAACCAUCGAAACAUGGGGCAAAUACGUCAAUAAAGUAACCCAGUAUCAGAAACAAUGGUUUGAGUAUCAAGAGUAUGUGCUUAGAUAUCAAGAAGAACGUCAUAGAAAGGAUAAGGAACUCCGAGAUCAAAUUAAUAGUUCUACCAAUAAUUUUAACGUUUAUCUUGAGUGUUUGAAACAAGACAUGGUGGUUCAAGAUCGAUACGUUGUACUGCUUAGAGAGCAUGUUCAUUUCAUGAAUGUGUAUAAGCUGAACUGUUCGUGGAUGAAAGCGGUGAAGAGAGGUUGA
This is a messenger RNA of Lizanozyma spartinae, 1875 nucleotides long. RefSeq lists its product as uncharacterized. Lineage: Eukaryota; Fungi; Ascomycota; Pichiomycetes; Serinales; Debaryomycetaceae. Gene Ontology annotation, cellular component: cytoplasm. Bases 1 to 1875 code for a protein of 624 amino acids. Gene Ontology annotation, biological process: protein refolding. The transcript has a single exon. The record is from RefSeq and is a predicted model, not a curated record.